Molecule: messenger RNA, 4489 nt
Organism: Platichthys flesus (European flounder)
Lineage: Eukaryota; Metazoa; Chordata; Actinopteri; Pleuronectiformes; Pleuronectidae
Product: gamma-aminobutyric acid receptor subunit rho-2-like
Exons: 9
Coding region: 92-1510 (472 amino acids)
Biological process (GO): signal transduction; chemical synaptic transmission; monoatomic ion transmembrane transport
Cellular component (GO): synapse; neuron projection; membrane
Molecular function (GO): neurotransmitter receptor activity; GABA-A receptor activity; extracellular ligand-gated monoatomic ion channel activity
Source: RefSeq, a predicted model, not a curated record
UUUGAGAGGAAGAUGGUACCGUGCACAGUGCGUCCUGUACGCGGAGCCAGGCCGUCACACACCGACUCGCUGCGGGAAUUUUGAACUCAUCAUGCCGGGAUACGUCCGAUUCCUGCUCCUACUUCUGUGCCUGAUCCUCAUCGGAGAGUGCAGGAGACAAAAAAGCAGGAAAAAGCGCUCGUGGACAUCGCCGGCGGAGAUUCACAAGCAGGGCAAUCCUCUGACGAAGAAGCUUUCGGAUGGAACCAAAUCCCGAAAGGUGAAGACAAGCCACCUUCUGCGCAUAGAUGACCAUGAUUUCACGAUGAGGCCCGCCUUCGCAGGUCCUGCUGUCCCGGUCGGCGUGGAUGUUCAGGUGGAGAGUUUGGACAGCAUAUCCGAGGUCGACAUGGACUUCACCAUGACCCUGUAUCUGAGGCACUACUGGAAGGACGAAAGGCUGGCCUUCCCCAGCUCCACCAACAAGAGCAUGACCUUCGACGGGCGACUGGUGAAGAAAAUAUGGGUACCUGACGUGUUUUUCGUCCACUCCAAGAGGUCCUUCAUCCACGACACCACCACGGACAACAUCAUGCUGCGGGUCUUCCCAGAUGGUCACGUCCUGUACAGCCUGAGGGUCACAGUUACUGCUGCAUGCAACAUGGAUUUCAGUCGCUUCCCUUUGGACUCGCAGACAUGCACACUGGAGCUGGAGAGCUAUGCUUACACGGAUGAGGACCUGAUGCUGUACUGGAAGAGCGGUGAUGAGUCCCUGAGCACCGACGACAGGAUUUCCCUGUCGCAGUUCCUCAUCCAGAAGUUUCACACUACCUCUAGACUGGCUUUCUACAGCAGCACAGGCUGGUACAACCGUCUCUACAUCAACUUCACCCUGCGGCGGCACAUCUUCUUUUUCCUGCUGCAGACCUACUUCCCCGCCACUCUGAUGGUCAUGCUGUCCUGGGUGUCCUUCUGGAUCGACCGCAGGGCCGUCCCUGCCAGAGUCUCAUUAGGUAUAACCACGGUGCUCACCAUGUCCACCAUCAUCACCGGAGUCAACGCCUCCAUGCCCAGGGUCUCCUACAUCAAAGCUGUAGACAUUUACCUCUGGGUCAGCUUUGUCUUCGUCUUCCUGUCUGUGCUUGAAUAUGCUGCCGUCAACUACCUGACGACAGUGAGGGACGGAAAAGACCGGAAGCUCAGGGAAAAAGUCAGGGAACAGAACCUCCCUUGUACCUGUGGCAUGUCCCAUACCAGGACCAUGAUGCUGGACGGUACCUACAGCGAGGCAGACACUAACAGCUUGGCAGGGUACACCAGAGCCUCCAUGAUGGCUGAGGACGCGUCUGAAAAACAAGAACGAAUGGUGGUGCACCUCUCUCUGGACAACGAGUCCACGGGGACCAAGAAAAAGGGCAUCCGCGGCUUCCGGAUAAUCCAUAACACCCACGCUAUUGACACCUACUCUCGCAUGAUUUUCCCUGGUGCCUACAUCCUUUUUAACCUGAUCUACUGGUGUGCGUACUGCUGAGUGUGUGUGUUUCAGCCUAAACUGAAGCAGUGAAAGUAAAAAGAAAAACUGCUAAACCAUUUCAUUGACAUUGGAAAAGAGAUAAUUGUUCACAAACUGCAUGAUCAGGUGGAGCGGCGAGUGGAGCGGACAGACGGCUGAAAAAUAACAGAGGCUUCUGGGUGUAAAUUUCACUAACUCUCGCCCAUGUCACCACUGGACUGGGUCACUAAUGCAGUCUCUCCUCCUUUAUAUAAUUAUAUCAUAAGCUCAUAGGUACUCCAAUCACAUUCCAACAACCUGGUGCGGCUAGUUGUACAAGUUGUGCCGUUUGACUAGUCUACUGCCAGUUGUAAAAAAAUAUAAACUGAAUAAUUUAGCCACUGAACCCCAGGGCCACCUUCAUUGACUUGUAUUAAUUGGUAUUUGGCAACUGAAUCAAAGUUUGACAGAUCAUUUACUCUCAUUUUUCUCUGUAUUGGUCUCCACCAUCUCCCAGGGAAAUAGUUGACUCUUUGGGGAAAACAAGGUUCAUGAGAGUAGAGAAUAAAGGCCAGACAACCAAAACAUUGCAUUUUAGUCAUAUCUUUGGUCGAUACAGGAAAUAUUGAUUUGCCAAGCUUUAAGAUUGUCACAGCUUUUUAAAACUGAGGAACUACUAUAUCUAUGUGAAGCUGGACUGUUGUGAUCUGAGUCAUAUUCAGACUCUUGUCUUGGUACAGCCAGGCUCUGCCAAGGCGUUCCCUAAAUAAUACUCUCUAUUUUUCAUAAUCAAACUGUCAAAAUAAUAGCGGCAUAUCAUUUGGAUGCUAUUGUCUCUGUAACCUUUGGAGCUGUCUGAGUCACAUUACUGAACAUUUAAUGAGGCAGUAAGUGAGCUUAAUACCAAGCUUUCUUCCCUGAACAUCACUCCAACUACAGUGACAACAUUUCAGUUCAACUGAAAGUCAGCGUUCCUUCCCAGUAUUACUCAUCGACUGCUGUUGACAUUCUCCAGACGACAGCAAAUGAUAAAGCCAGGACUAAACAGGAUAAUACCAAUGUAUUGUAGUAAAGUGUGUAUUUAUUUAUGGAUUUGCGGGCUUCAUUGUUCACUGACUUACUUUUAUUUAAUAUUCGUUUUAUUUAUUUCUUAACGCCGGGUUCACACCGGGCGCGGUAGCGACGCCGAAGCGCCGCUGUUAUCAGCCUGCAGUAAAAACGGCAUUUAAUAUUUUCUUUCAAGCAUAUACUUACUUGUUGCUCCAAAAUGAAUUGCAACAGCGUCCCAACAUGUGUCCUCCUUGGUGUUGUCUUUAUACAACAUGUUCCGAGGAUCAUACAACUCACUGUACUUCUCCACUUCAAUUAUUCAUUUAAUGUCAUCCAUGUUGAAGAAAUUCUCCGCUGUUUGCUCAGUUAAAUGUCGGGUGUUGAGGGUAAAUUACGUAUUCUCCACUCAAACCUAUGUGGAGAAUACGUAGCCCCCCCCCUCUCUCUUUUUAUCUUUAUGACUGCUUGUGUGGCUGUAGUGGAUGGGCAGAGGGUGACACUUAAUAAUGUGGUCGGUAAAAGUGGUAAAAUUAAAACUCCUGGACAACAGAAGGUGAAUACAAAGUAUGGGAUGCAUAUUUGAUCAUUUAUAUCAUAUAAAAUAUGUCGUCAAUAUCGUUUAAAAUAAUUUUUCCUGUCGCGAUACGCUCGCGUCAAGCGGAAAAAAAUAGACUCGACGCCGAAACGAUCGCUGCACGGCGCGAGGGAGCCGCGGCGCAACGCUAAGCUUCAGCCUCCGGUGUGUUCAGCACAAGGAUUUAACAUGGGAGUGGAUGGGAGCCAGAGGAUUGGCGCUGCGCUUACGCCUCGCUUCGGCGUCGCUUCCGCGUCCGGUGUGAACCCGGCGUAAGCGUCAAUGGAUACAUCUGCCAUUAUACCUUAAGUUGGCAAAGAAGCACGAAAUGGGGGUUGUACAAAACUGCUUGAUGCAUGCUGCAAGACGUGCAAUACUGUAUCUUUUAGACUUGUAUAUUUCCUAGAAAGGAGUUUCAAGCAUGAUAAGCUUUAGCAGUGAUGGAAACAGACUUGAACUGCCUUAAGUGAACAUUUUUUUAUACACACACAUGGUUCUAAAAUGAAUUUUGUUCAAUUUGUUUGUUUGAGUACCAUGAGUGACUGCAUAGUUUUCCUUGAGGUUUUCUCAGCAGGAUUUCAUUCGGGUUUCACAUUUUAUUUUAUGACUCGGGAAUUCAGAGGAAACUGCACCAACCACACAUCUAAAUUUCAGUCAACACUGGGGCAGCCAUAGUAAUUGCUCGAAUCAAUCGAAGACUGUGUCCGAAAUCACUUACUAAUUGCUAGUAUAGUCCACCAAAUAGUGAAUUUGCAAAUAAUGUGCUCUUGGUAUAUUUUGAAAAUGUUUUUGUACCCUAUCUAGUGGAAUCAUUGUUACCCACAGUCUAUUGUGAACGGUAGUGUACAAGUGGUGGCAAUAUAUACCAUCAAGUGUUCCUCCUGCGGCAUUGACAGGAAGACAAAUGGCAGCACAUAAAAAUAUCUGAAUUAUCAUGUGAUAGAAGACAGACAGGUUUACAUUUGCCUGGAUUUUCACAUUUUACUAUGGGUUAUUCCAUCGGCUUACUUUGUUGUUGUUGCACGUCAUAAACCUGCGAAGCAAGGACGUCAUCACUGGCUCGUUCAAAACCAGAUAGGCGUCUGAGAGCAUUGUUUCUUUUGCUGAUGGUCUACUACAUGGAAGGCCCUUUAUAGUGAGAAGGGCGUGGGUGAUUUCGGACACACCAAUUUAUUUUUUACAUCGAUCAUAGAAAGAGAGAGUUUUUAGCUCUCUUUUCUUUUGGUGGCUUUAUUUAUGUUUGUACAACUGUACAACUCCGUCCAUUUCAUAUAUGCUUAUUGCGAUAUUUCGAGUUUGCUAUUGUUAAGUUGCAUAGCAUCCCACAUAGCUGACGAGCCAGGUGGGUCCCCAUCCCUGUUUGACCUACUAUUGAUUGGUCAAAUAUUUCUCCA